Syngnathus typhle (broad-nosed pipefish) is the source of this 3894-nucleotide messenger RNA. RefSeq names its product CREB3 regulatory factor-like. Gene Ontology annotation, molecular function: DNA-binding transcription factor activity, RNA polymerase II-specific; RNA polymerase II transcription regulatory region sequence-specific DNA binding. Gene Ontology annotation, cellular component: nucleus. Gene Ontology annotation, biological process: regulation of transcription by RNA polymerase II; response to unfolded protein. NCBI's taxonomy places the organism in Eukaryota, Metazoa, Chordata, Actinopteri, Syngnathiformes, Syngnathidae. The coding region runs from base 553 to 1905 and encodes 450 amino acids. The record is from RefSeq and is a predicted model, not a curated record. The transcript is spliced from 12 exons.
CGCCCCCACCUAUAGAGGCCCGGGAGACGAGGGGGGGUGUCCACCGACCGCACGUUCGUCGUUCGUUUCCAGCGGGUCCGCCGUACAGUGAGGCGAAGCUCGCCGUGAACUAGCCACCCUCCCCCGGGUUCGGAGCGGGACUUCCCGGCCGAGCAGUGUUCACGGAGGUUGCCGUCUCGCUCGCUCGCUCGCUCGCGGCGGAUGGUGCGCGCCCUCCCCGAAAACAGCACCAAGCUUAGUGGCGCACACCUCGGCGGACAUUUUUGUUUCUUAUCCGGGGUCCGGAGGAGCCUUCACUUCACUCCCGCGAGGGGGGGACAUGCGAGGACACGGAGAGCUCGUGUGCAUCCGACAAGACCGCGGCGGCCGGCGGCGCUGAAACGCUCGUGGGCCCUCUCUGGCGUUUGCCAAAGUGAGCUUCAAGGCUCCGUCAUGUGAACAAGGCUCCACCUUUUGACCGUCUCGACUGUGAUUCCGAGUGGAUUUUGCGAGGAGGACCCGAGCCUGCCGUCCGUCCCUCCAAGGCCUUGGCCAUGCCUCAGCCGGGUACGAAUGGCAUGGAGCCCGCUUUUGGCGAGGCCUACGGAGGCCACCGAGCUCUACUCGGCCCCUACGCCGCCGCGUCGGCGCAAGGGGGUAGGACGGAGUACGACCAGGCUGCCUUCCUCCUCCCGCGCCACGCAGAGCAUCCUCCUCAUGCUGGGCUCGCCGGCGUCGCCCCGCAAACGGCCCUUUGAGCUGCUCAGCGACCUGGUGGACGACGGCGGCCUGGGCGAGGACCUGCACGCCGAACGCUGGGACGUGUCGGCUCUGGACGAGAUGGCCCGCUACGCCAAGCCGGGCCUGGCCGUGGCUUCCGAGGACGCCGUGCUCAUGGGCCGAUGGGGACGCGCUCGCGAGGAGGACGAGCCGGCCCAGAGGACCGCCCGAGACGAGGCGGGGCGAGGACGCGACGGAGGCGUGAGGAAGGGCAACGGCGGGGAGCUGGACGGCUCGCAGGUGACGGCGGAGGACCCUCAGAAGGAGAUGGCGGCGGCGGCGGCGCCGGCUUUGCUCCUGGAGCACUGCAGCGAGGAGCACAACUACUCCCUCAGCCAGGAAGAAGAGCCGCCCGUCAGCGUCCAGGAGGAGGUGCCGCAGGAGCACGGAGAGGAGAAGCUGGACGAGGACGACGAGGAUGACGAAGAGGACGAGACCGCGGCCGAUCUCUCCAGCUCAUCGGAAACGGAGUGCGAGGCGGAGCCCGCUAGGCCGGCGGGCCAGCGGCCGCCCAAGCGCCGCUGCUUCUGGGAGUACCGGCGCUCCCGCGAGUCUGCCGCCAAGAAGAAAAUGUGCGCGGGAGGCGAUUGGUCGCUGUCGUGGAGCUCCAGCACGCUGCCCAGCACGCUGUACCGGCGCCAAGGCAAGAAGGGUCGGCGCAAGGCCCGCAAGACGGACGCCAGCGACUUGACUCCCAACCCGCAGAAGCUGCACAACAUCGGCGAGCAGCUGCAGAAGCUCAACGCCGCCAUCGACAGCGUGGGGCCCGUCAACGACCUCCCCGCCCUGGCCAGGGCCCGCUCGCGCAAGGAGAAGAACAAGCUGGCCUCCAGGGCGUGCCGCCUGAAGAAGAAAGCGCAGCACGAGGCCAACAAGAUCAAACUGUGGGGGCUCAACCAGGAGUACGAGAACCUGCUGGGGGCGCUGCUGCGCAUCAAGGAGCUGAUCCGUCACAAGGUGGAAGGCGGCGGCGGCGAGCGAGAGGACGCGGACGAGCGAGGGAUGACACGGCGUCUGGAAGAUAUCCUGGCUGAGUCCAGCGGUCCUCUGGUGGCCGGGCGGACCAAAGACUUUGUGCAGAGGAUCUUGGCGGCCAGCGGGGGUCCCGGCCAGCGCAAGGAGCCCCCCCGGGAGGUGUCGCUCUGAAGCCCGCCCGGCUGCCUGCCUGCCUGCCUGCCCACGUCCCUUUGUGAGUGGAUGCUGCUCUUGUAAAAUACUGUACGCCCCUUUUUCCCACCGUGUGCUGUACUCGUACUCCAUCGUGCCUAUAAAUAGACAUUGCACUGUUCUGUAGACGCCGGCCGGCGAUGGCUGGGAGAGUAGGAUUUCUCAAACGUGAAGGGAAGACCAAGCACCCCCUUCAAAAAGGUCCCGUGGUAAUGUUGCGAUACCAAAUUGGACAAAAAAAGUCAUCACGUGGUGGCUGGAAAUUCAAUUACAAAUUCAGAAUUUGGAAGGGAGGGAAUCAAAGUCAACAAAUGACUUUUGAAUAAGUGUUAUGUUACAAAAAGAAAUGAAUCCAAAAAGUCAUCCUAAAUUCAGAUUUUAUUUUUGAAAAAAAUUCAUGGCAAGAUUAAAAAACCCAACUAUUUUCAUAAUAUUCAAUGUUUGUAUUCUAAAGGGCCAGCGCAUUGUCACAAGACGAUGACUUUUCUUCUCUAAAGCCGCUCUCAACUUUUUUUCUUGUAAUUCUCCAACUAUUUCUUUUGUGGAGCCUAAUUUGGCAAGCACUGAUUCAGAGGAUGCGAGGGGGGAUGUCUUUUUUUUUUUCUUUUUUUUUCCUUUUCUUGUGUGUGUGUAAAAACAAUGUUGAGUCCUGAUGUCAGAACAGCUGUAUGCCCGCCCUGCCCUGCCCUUGCCCCGCCCCGCCCUGCCCUGCCCCUGCCCCGAGCUUUAAGCUGCCCACUUCCUCUCCCUCGCCAGCUGCACCUUACUUCAUCCAAAGUGACCAAAGAGAAAAGAAAACACCAAAACCUCGCAGGUGGCGCCAAUAUUGAGCUUUUCUUUGAUUUUGACUGAAGCAACCUACCUACCAGCAGGCAGCCCAACUUUGGCCUGAUGAUGUAGCUAGCGCUCCUUUGAGAGUCCAUGGUGCAUGCGGCCGUCCAUUUCCCAACGGCCGCUUUCAGCCGUCGCUCUGGACACGCUAAGAGCACGACGGAGGUCGCACGACGGAGGUCGCAUGCAAAGGCCGCCGCUUGUGGGGCAUUUUAGCGCCAUCCUAAAAUGUCAGCGCAAAGUCCAAUAUUGGCAACUUGUUGUCUGUUGUUGACUUUGGCCACAUCUGCCUUUCUUCUGUGAAGCUUUAGACUGACGGUGUCCAAGGUCUCUAAAUGUUGUCGGACAUAAGAAAAAAAACGUUUGAAUUGCACUGUGGUUUAAAAACAACGAUGCACCUUGCCAGGGGACGACGCAAAGUCGUCCUUAAAAAAGAAAAAAAAAAGACUUUUGGCACCUUUCUUUCAACUGAAGCGGGAAGCGCUGAACUGAGCCGACUGCUUUCUGGCACGAGAGCGGCACUGCUUUUGUUUGUCACAAAGUGCCUAGCGUAGCCUCCUAGCGUAGCGAUUUUUGCUGUUGACACCGUGUUUCCGAAUCGUCCAUUAAAAUCACGACAAGAUUGACUUCCACGUUUUUGGGAGAGCCCAGCCGCUUGUUUCCUAGCGCUACGGCUCGGACAAAAGUAUUGCAGUGUCGGUCGGCGGUGUUUACAGUCAACAAGUCCCGUUUUCUUCGUCGAAAGCAGCAACUAAAUGUCGUUUUUUUUUUUCCCUCUCUCUUUGGCCAGAAAGCAGUCAGCCCAUUUGUUUGCGCUGCGCUUGAAAAGACGUCGCCCGAGGCAAUAAUUGCAAACAUUCCGCCAGCUUCUUGUCAAAUAAUGUACUUUGUCGGCGUCCCUGAGUCCCGCACGGCACGGCACGGCACGACGGACGACAGACACUACUCCUGCGCUAGCUCGUCUUUCUUUGAACACAUUGACAGAACACAGUCAACCUUUAAGGUAGAAAAGAAAGCAAACAAGUGCCGUGAAAAUCGACCUUUUGCUUUUUGUGCGUCUUUCUUGUCAACUGCUCUAAUGUAUAUUUGAAUAUUUAGAUGCAGCCGUUGUAUUAAAAGUAUAUUUUUAAAAUACAA